CCUAGUGUUUCAAGUGUUCCUCUUUCCUUAUAUAUCAAAAUUAUUUUCACAUUUUUAUAGCUGUCAAAAUCUAACUAUUUAUUCACACUCAGCGAUAAGCAUUAAAAACUACUACGUGACUUUUGUGAAGUGCACGUUUCCAAAAUUAAUUAAAAAGAUGCUAUAAUAUAAUAAUACUAUAUUUUAAUCUAAAAAUUUAGUAUCUUCUUAGAAUAUUCUUUUCAUUUUAAAUAAGAAAAUUAGCUUUUAAAAUAUUUUAUGGGAAUUCAAUUUGGAAUGUAAUUGGCAUAUGUUAAUAGAUUUCUCAGAAAAACUCCAAAACUUGGAAUUGAAAUUAAGAGAGAGAUAAGAAUCAUUAAAAGGUUACGACAUGAAUAUAUUAGACAACUUGUCGUUGGUUGAGACAAAAAAAAAAUUAUAUGCCCAUGUUUUAAACUGCAAAUGCCAGAAUCUUGACCUUACAUUGCAUAUAAAUAUAUUUAUCAUACUCGAAGAACUAUUUUUAUAUAAAAAUAGUUAUGCAUAUUGGUUGACAAAAAAAAAAUUGAAAGAUGCUAUACACGUUCAAAUUCACAUGUUGUGACUUGUGAAGUUGAAUAGUAACUUAACAAUUUUUUUCUAAAAUAAUACUGGAAAAAAAGAGAUGAGGAUGAAAAUGUCAAAUCUUCAACUAUUAGAUGUAUACAUCAAUAAAUUAGUUCACAUACUUAGCAUGAAACCUUAUCCAGUUAGCUAUUUUCCUUAUACAACCAAAAUGGCUGUUAUAAGGAAAAUAGCUAACUGGAUAAGGUUUCAUGCUAAGUAUGUGAACUAAUUGGAAAAUACAGUAAUCGUUUUGUUUCCUUUUGAUUUCUAAAACGAUUACUGAUAUUUCUAUAAUUCAAACAAGCGGAAAAUACAGUAAUCGUUUUAGAAAUCAAAAGGAAACAAAAAAAGUAUAUGUAUUUUUAUGUGUUCGCUCCCAACAAAAUUUUAAAAUAUUCUAUAUACUAAUUAAUUUAUUAUAAAUAACAAACAUUAAUAGUUAAAUUAGUUAUUACAAGAUAUCAAAUUUAUUUAAAACAUUUAUUUUAUCAUAUUUAUUUAUUUAUUAUGUAUAUUAUAAUAUACUAAAACUAAAUCGUAGUAUAUUUUAAUUUAUUACAUAAUUAUUAAGAAAUAUUAAUAUUUAUUUAAAUGUUUAGAAUAUUACUAUAAAAAACUUUAUAUAUCAAUUUUUCGCUUAAUGAAAAGUUCACUGUAUAGAUGUAACCAAUGUUCUAAAACACACCGAUUUGGACAGCUUUCUCGGCGACUAAGCGCUCUACGGACCUUGGUCGUGGUGUUUCACCCUUAUUCGGGCAAAAAAUCAGGAAAAAAAUCUGGGUUUUUCAAGUUUGAAAUCGAUAUCUUUAUCAUAAACCUAUCAUAUUUGAUCAUCAAUAACAAAUAAAUAGAAGCAAAACGACGCAAAUCACUAAAAAAAAUUGAAGCACCAUUGUGAAAAAGUUCUGAAGCGCCGCACUUAGGGUUGCAGGUUCAGUGAGGAAGAUAAAAUGAAAAUGACUUUUUUGCCUUUCAUUAAUAAAAAACAGAAAAACAGCCAUAAAUGCAUCACUUGGGCUUUGUACCCAAAAACUGUCAAUCAAACUAGACACAAUACCGCUGGGCCACAGACAAUUAUUAUGUUUUUCUUAGUGAUUCAAAUAUAUAUCUCUAUAAAGUCGAUAAUAGUUCUUAAAAAAAUCUCCGAUUACUCUCCAAAUUUUUUCUGAUUUAUUGUUAACUCGCUAGGUCCGGAUCGACCGUACGCGUUGCGUUUAGCGAAUUUUCAAAUAUGGCAUAUAACUAAACAAACAUAUUUGCUUUUUUAUGUUUUACAACAAAAAAAUUAUUUGUUUUUACCAAAAAAAAACUUAUUUGUUAAAGUAUAUAUGAAAUCACGUUUUUUAAUACAAUUCCACCAUUUGAUAAGGAAUUUAAUUCACAAAGGUUGGUCCUAGAAGAAAACUGCGUCGGCGCAAGUGAAAACGCGGUCGUUUAAACGAAUCCUAUCGUACACGUGCGGAGUGAUCUACGCCGUUACUAUUCAUUUGAGUUUUUAAAACAACGGCUCGGAUCUAUUUUACUUGCCUUCGUCAACGCAUUAUUACCGUGGCGCCAGAGAUGACGUAUCUUCUCCAAGGAACCUUCCUCCACGUGCUCACGAUCACGUGACACAUACGCGCUCAACAGAAGCUCCUUCUCUUCCUUGUGGUCUCCAAUGACUUUUCACAGACCGGCUUUCUCUUCUCCAUCACGGCAUCACACACCUCUAUAUAUAUCGCCACUGAGUUAUUGUCUCUCUCUCACAACAUUUUCUCUGAGAUACAGUUUUCUAGAUAACUUCGUACAAGAUUGUGUAAGGUUUUGAUUUGUCGUUGACUCUCCAAGAUUUUCGGACCAAACUAGUUUUGUCUGUUUUUUCAAAGAGAUGGAAGUGGGUGUCCUAAAGCCGUCUUUUUCGAUCGGAAAGCUAUCUUCUCUGGCGCCGGAGAAGAUUCUGGAGCCAUCUGUUCACUCGGAAGAAGAGGUUUUAGAGGACGGAGAAGAGAUCGAUGGUGGUGUGAGACUUAUGUAUUUGUCUAAUGAAGGAGACAUUGAAGGGAUCAAGGAGCUUCUUGAUUCCGGGAUCGAUGCUAACUACAGAGACAUUGAUGAUCGUACUGCUCUCCACGUGGCGUCUUGCCAGGGGCUUAAAGAUGUCGUGGAGUUACUUCUUGAAUGGGAAGCUGAAGUUGAUCCUAAAGAUCGAUGGGGAAGCACGCCUCUUGCAGAUGCGAUAUUCUACAAGAACAUUGAUGUAAUCAAGAUACUUGAGACUCAUGGAGCUAAACAUCCGAUGGCUCCAAUGCACGUGGAAGCUGCUCUUGAAGUCCCUGAAUAUGAAAUCAAUCCCGACGAGCUUGAUUUCACUCAAAGCAGAGAGAUAUCAAACGGAACUUAUUGUGUGGCAAUGUGGCGUGGCAUUCAAGUUGCGGUGAAGAAGCUCGAUGAUGAAGUUUUGAGCGACGAGAAUCAAGUAAGGAGAUUCCAUGAUGAGCUUGCAUUGCUCCAAAGGCUUAGGCAUCCAAACAUUGUUCAGUUUCUUGGUGCUGUUACUCAAAGUAAUCCAAUGAUGAUUGUUACUGAAUAUUUGCCUAGGGGGGAUUUGCGCGAAUUGCUGAAAAGGAAAGGACAUUUAAAACCAGCUACCGCUGUUAGAUACGCCCUUGAUAUUGCAAGGGGAAUGAGCUAUCUUCAUGAGAUCAAAGGAGACCCUAUCAUCCACCGAGAUCUUGAACCUUCAAACAUACUGCGGGAUGAUACAGGGCAUCUGAAAGUUGCAGACUUUGCAGUAAGCAAGCUUGUUACUGUUAAAGAAGACAAGCCUUUGACAUUUCUAGACACUUCUUGUCGAUAUAUUGCUCCCGAGGUUUUCACCAGCGAUGAAUACGACACCAAAGCUGAUGUUUUCUCCUUUGCAUUGAUAGUUCAAGAGAUGAUCGAAGGAAGAAUACCCUUUGCGGAAAAGGAAGACAGUGAAGCUUCAGAAGCUUAUGCAUGCAAAGAGCGUCCAUUUUUCAAAGCUCCAUCUAAGCAUUACCCUCAUGGACUUAAGUCGUUGAUAGAAGAAUGCUGGUUAGAUAAACCGGCCAAGCGACCGACUUUCAGAGCGAUCAUUAAACGGCUUGAGUCCAUUCUUCACCAUAUGGGCCACAAGCGACAAUGGAGGAUAAAGCCAUUGACAUGCUUUCAGAAGUUCGAGCACAAGAAAAAACAUAAUUGGGAUGUUAGCAGCCCUGAUGGCUCUUCAUCGGGUUCACAUUUGUGAUUCUUUAACCGGUUAAAAAUGAUUCUUUUGUAUUCUUUCCGCUUUAGUUUGGCUUUCCCCUAAACAGCCGAAUUUUACUUUGUAAUGUUGUUUUACUUUGAAGAAAGUAUUCGUGUGGUCUUGGACAGAAGUUGCAUUUUAUUUUAGUAUUAAGUUGUAACGAGUCUUCAGAUUUUUGAAGCUGUAUAAUACAUGUCUAACGAAUUAUAAGGAAUUUGUUUCAAUCGAGUUUUUUCACUAAAUGUUUU
Molecule: messenger RNA, 4080 nt
Organism: Brassica rapa (field mustard)
Lineage: Eukaryota; Viridiplantae; Streptophyta; Magnoliopsida; Brassicales; Brassicaceae
Product: integrin-linked protein kinase 1
Biological process (GO): protein phosphorylation
Molecular function (GO): protein serine/threonine kinase activity; protein binding; ATP binding
Source: RefSeq, a predicted model, not a curated record